Molecule: messenger RNA, 1436 nt
Organism: Paramormyrops kingsleyae
Lineage: Eukaryota; Metazoa; Chordata; Actinopteri; Osteoglossiformes; Mormyridae
Gene: wnt1
Product: wingless-type MMTV integration site family, member 1
Biological process (GO): neuron differentiation; canonical Wnt signaling pathway; cell fate commitment
Cellular component (GO): extracellular region
Molecular function (GO): cytokine activity; frizzled binding
Source: RefSeq, a predicted model, not a curated record
CAUAAAUUACACUGAUAUUUUUUUCCAAUGUUUACAAUUUUAUGUUAAUUAUUUUUGUAGGGGGCGUUGAGAAUUGUUCAUUAUUACGUUAACUUAUCUGGUACACAUAAAGUCUGAUUUUAUAAAAGCUUUUCGGAGACACAAUGCGGAUCCUCGCUUUGAUUUUGGGCGUGAAAGCAGCAUCCAUCCUGCUGGUGUCCUCGCUCCCUGGCACAGGGGCGGUCAACAAUAGCGGCCGAUGGUGGGGCAUCGUAAACGUGGCUUCCUCCGCCAAUCUCCUUACCAAUUCAAAGAGCGUGCAGCUGGUCUUGGACCCGAGCCUGGCGCUGUUGAGCCGCCGUCAGCGGCGCCUCAUUCGGCAGAACCCCGGCAUUCUGCAUGCCAUCGCGGCCGGCUUGCACUCGGCCAUAAAGGAGUGCAAGUGGCAGUUCCGCAACCGCCGCUGGAACUGCCCGACCACCCACAGUCCCACAAUCUUCGGCAAAAUUGUCAACCGCGGUUGCAGGGAAACUGCAUUUGUGUUUGCCAUUACAAGUGCGGGGGUCACUCAUGCGGUAGCCCGUUCCUGCUCUGAGGGGGCUAUUGAAUCCUGCACCUGUGAUUAUCGGCGCCGAGGCCCUGGUGGGCCAGACUGGCACUGGGGCGGCUGUAGCGACAAUGUGGACUUUGGCAGGCUGUUCAGCCGCGAGUUCGUGGACUCCAGUGAGAGGGGUAGAGACCUCCGCUACCUCACAAAUCUGCACAACAAUGAAGCGGGGAGAAUGACCGUGUCCUCAGAGAUGCAGCAGGAGUGUAAAUGCCACGGCAUGUCAGGGUCCUGCACCGUGAGGACCUGCUGGAUGAGGCUUCCCAGCUUCAGGGCGGUGGGAGACUUCCUGAAGGACCGCUUCGACGGAGCCUCGCGGGUGGUCUAUGCCAAUAAGGGCAGCAACCGGGCAUCACACCGGGCCGACCCACGGCACCUGCAGCCCGAGAACCCGGCCCACAAACCACCCUCCGUUCGUGAUCUGGUGUACUUCGAGAAGUCCCCUAACUUCUGCUCGUACAACGGCAAGAUGGGGACAAUGGGCACGUCUGGGCGCAGCUGCAACAGCUCAUCACCCGCACUGGAUGGGUGCGAGCUGCUCUGCUGUGGGCGGGGCUACAGGACACGGACCGAGAGGGUGACGGAAAGGUGCCACUGCACCUUCCAUUGGUGCUGCCAUGUCAGCUGCCUGAACUGCACCAGUACGCGCACACUGCACCAGUGUCUCUAAGUGGGGCUGGGAGACGUGCUGUGUGGCUCAGGGAGGGCAGAUCCGGGGCAGAGGGGACUGGGGAGGUAGGGCAGGUUGGUGUGGAGAACGACAGAGCUUUAAAGGAAGGAGCGAUGGAAUGAGGAGGGUAGCGAAGGAGGAAGUGUAAGGGGAGGAGAACAGGAAAGCAGGUGUGCAGGG